This is a messenger RNA of Hyla sarda, 2155 nucleotides long. It is a transcript of the gene CAT, whose product is annotated as catalase. The coding region runs from base 393 to 1805 and encodes 470 amino acids. The transcript has 14 exons. Gene Ontology annotation, cellular component: peroxisome; cytoplasm; mitochondrion. Gene Ontology annotation, biological process: response to hydrogen peroxide; hydrogen peroxide catabolic process. Gene Ontology annotation, molecular function: catalase activity; heme binding. Lineage: Eukaryota; Metazoa; Chordata; Amphibia; Anura; Hylidae. The record is from RefSeq and is a predicted model, not a curated record.
AUCUGCGCCCGGUGUAGACUUACUGGGGAUGUGUAAACUGCAGGGCUGGGGAUUAGAGCUGGGGGGUGAUCUCUAUGUGUGAAGGGGGAAGGAGGAGGAGACAUACUGCACAGACUGGAGGUAUCAGUGACCAGGUGACCAAUGGGACCCCACCAGAGCCUCCCCUCCUAUAAGUCCUGGGUGGAGCCUCUGCUCUCUCUCUCUUUGCUGAGGUCCAGUCGAGUCGUGCCAUAGUGUGUGUUCAGAGUCAUAGGAGCCUCAAGUCCAGUCUGCAGCCACAAGCUACAAACCUGCAAUCUGAUUUUUUGACAUCAGCGACUGGGACUCCCAUUGGUGAUAAAACCACUUCACUGACCGUGGGCCCUCGAGGGCCAAUACUCCUCCAGGAUACAAUGUUCAUUGAUGAAAUGGCUCACUUUGUCCGAGAACGGAUUCCAGAGCGGGUGGUGCAUGCCCGUGGGGCAGGAGCGUUUGGUUUUUUUGAAGUCACUCAUGAUAUCACCAAGUAUUGCAAAGCCAAGGUGUUUGAGUUUAUUGGGAAGAGGACGCCCGUAGCUGUUCGGUUCUCUACUACAACUGGAGAAUCGGGGACCUCAGAUGUUGUUAGAGACCCUCGGGGAUUUGCUGUUAAAUUCUAUACAGAAGAAGGAAACUGGGAUAUUGCUGGGAACAACACUCCAAUAUUCUUCAUAAGAGACCCCAUUUUGUUCCCAUCACUUUCUCACGCUCAGAAGAGAAACCCUCAGACACACCGUAAGGACCCGAACAUGCUAUGGGAUUUCUUGAGCCUGCGUCCUGAAACCCUUCACGAGGUCACCCACUUAUUUUCGGACAAAGGGAUUCCUGAUGGAUUUCGACACAUGAAUGGAUAUUCAAACCAUGCUUUUAAACUGGUGAAUUGCCGAGGGGAGGUUGUGUAUGCAAAAUUCAACUACCAGACCAACCAGGGGGAGAAAACUCUGUCCAAAGAGGCUGUAAAGAAAUUGGCGGCAACAAACCCUGACUAUGCCAUUAAAGAUCUUGAAGAAGCAAUAUCUCGGGGGGACUUCCCUUCCUGGACAUUGUCCAUCCAGGUCAUGACCUUAGAGCAAGCCAAGAAGUUGCCAUAUAAUCCUUUCGAUAUCACAAAGGUUUGGUACCACGAGGAGUUCCCUGAAAUACCAGUGGGGAAGUUUACAUUAAACAGGAACCCUGUCAACUACUUUGCUGAAGUGGAGCAGAUCGCCUUCUCACCACAUAACCUGGUACCCGGAAUAGAGCCCAGUCCUGACAAGAUUUUGCAUGGGCGCAUGUUUGCCUAUGCAGAUGCUCAGCGGUAUCGGCUGGGAGUGAAUUUCACUCAGAUUCCAGUAAACGCCCCCAAGUGUAUGGCAGCAAACGUAGAGAGAGACGGGUUAAUGGCGAUGGGUGACAACCAAGGAAAUGCUCCAAAUUAUUAUCCAAACAGUUUCGGAGGUCCCCAAGACAAACGUGAGUUCGUGGAAACCCCAUUCUGUAUAUACGGGGAUGUGGACAGACACAAUGAUUCAAAGGAAGAUAAUGUGUCUCAGGUUAGAAGAUUCUAUCGCGAGGAGCUGACGGAAGACGAGCGACAGAGGCUUUGUGAGAACAUCGCGGAAAGUCUGUGUCAAGCCCAACUUUUCAUUCAGAAGAGAGCGGUAAAGAACUUCACAGAAGUGCAUCCUGACUAUGGGUACAGAGUGAUGGCCGAACUGGAUAAACUGGGAGCAGCCAAGCAGGAACAAGCACCACAAGUACCACAAGAACAUCAGGCCCCUAUAUUACAGAAGGUGAACCUACACUAAGCUGUAUCCCCGUCCACCAUAUUGUUCUCCCAUAGGAUUAGACCACUGAUAUUCUUGUUUAUUUGGACUUUAAUCCGCUCCCAACACACGAUGUUCUGGAGAUGACACGUUCUGUAUGUCCUGUGGGUGUAAAAUUAUCUGGAUGUGAAAGGGUUACACCAGAAGUGAGGUUUAUAACAAGUCCAUUCAUUUGGUCUUCUGAGGGGGUCUCCUAAAUAAUUCCUAAAUCGGGCCUCUGUGGACCAUCCAUGAAACCGGAGUUAUAAUAGGAUUGACCACUAGGUGUCAGUGUUAUAAAGAUGUAUUGGAAGAAAUUGUCCCAAAAAUCUAAUUACAGGGGUAUUCCACAA